This is a messenger RNA of Linum trigynum, 6418 nucleotides long. NCBI's taxonomy places the organism in Eukaryota, Viridiplantae, Streptophyta, Magnoliopsida, Malpighiales, Linaceae. The record is from the annotation of a GenBank genome assembly.
AAUACUGGUCCAAUCUGUACACACCAACUUCACAUCCUAAACCAGAGACACUAAGCACCAAAAUCAAUGAUCGAAGUUGGACCAACUCCAACCAAAUAGCACCCUUUUAUAAGUCACUCCCAUGCAUUCAUUCUCCAGCAUCAUAAGCAAUCAGUUCAAUAGCACUUUCUAGUUUUCCUUCUUUCUAACAUCUAUCAUACACUGUUCAGUAGAAAUAUGGCAAGUGUGAGAAGUACAUUCAUCGCCAUUAGCUUGGUUGCUACAAUAGCAAUGGCGGUCCUUUUCAAUUUAUCCAUGGCUGCCAGUUAUACAGUUGGAGGUCCCAACGGUGGGUGGGAUGCUGCCACUGACCUUCAAACUUGGGCUACUUCUCAAACAUUCCAAGUUGGAGAUAACUUAAUUUUCCAGUACGCGCCAAGCCAUGACGUGGUGGAAGUUCCACAGACAGACUACACCUCCUGCCAGGCGACCACCCCGAUCCAAUCUUACACCGGCGGUGCCACCGUUGUCCCUCUCACAUCCUCCGGCGAUAGAUACUUCAUCUGCGGGACGCCGGGACACUGCAGCGGAGGAAUGAAGCUCCAAGUUAACGUCCUCGCAACUUCCCCUGCCCCUGCUGCCGCCACGCCAGAGGAAUCCCCUGCAUCCUCUCCACCGGCGUCGGAGGACUCCCCUCUCCUCCCCCCUGCUUCUUCCUCCCCGUCUGAUCUCCCGUUCCCCACCGCCGAUUUGCCGGAGGAAUCUCCAGAAAUAUCGCCUCUGGGAUCUUCGAUCCCGGUCUUCGGAAGCUCCCCUGCAUAUUCCCCUGCAUCGGUCUCUUUCCCCACUGGGACCUCUGCUCUGACUCCGCCGGUUGCCACAUCGUCGGCGGGCAGAAAUGGGUUCUGGGUUGGUGGGGUUUCCGCCGGAUUCUGCUCCCUGGCUAUGAUUGCAAUGCUUCUGCAGGCUUGAUUUUCAUGCUUUUCUUUCCUCCCUGCGGGAUGAUUUAUGUGCAUUCUUUUGAGACCUGAUGGCGUUUUGAUUCCCUAAAUUGAUCGCUUUGAUUUAUAGUGUUAAUUGUGUUUGUUGAAUCUAUCCCAGUUUGUUACCCUUUCUUUUGGUUUUCGCAUUCCUUUUACCUCCUUUCCAAAUUCCAAUCAUUGAGCAAGAUGUCACUUUGAUGGAAUCCUAGAUGAAAAGCCAAAGCAUAAGGGUCAAAGUUACUAUGCUUUAUGAUAUGUGUAGUAAUGAUUGUGAAUUCCGCAAAAGUUAUACGAAAAUAGUUAGUGGUUACAUAUUUUAUACUAAAAUCGGUAUUCAACUGUUUCACAUCGUAAAAUCACAUUUCAUUUCUUGUUUGGUAGGACUAGGAAUCUAGACAAAACAUCAUGAAAAAUCGCAGUUUAGACCGUAUCGUACGAUUUGGUCCAGACUAUAACACCAUGAAUACAAUGUGGUUUGGUCCAAUGUCUGCAUGUUUAACUUGCGGUCUGGGACGAUUUGGUCUGGUCUAGACCGUGGUUAAUCGAUAUCUUCAGUUUGAUAGGGUUUUUAAAACAUUGUGUGUUAGCGCGAACUGACACUCAAUGAUAUUGAUCGUUGGAUAAUAUGAAUGGCAAUUGUACCAACAGUUGAAACUUGAAAUCCUCUGUUUUUCUUCGGUGCACGCGAUCGAACUCUAUGAGCUCGUUGUUGUUUAAUUUGUUUGUAUGUGAAUGAAAUUUCUUAUUCAAUUUGCAUUAAUAAUUUUUCGAAAUUCGCCCAUCUUCCAAAAGAAAAAUACCAUUAGCUAGAGUAAAUUUCUUGUCACACAUGUUUGUAAAAAUUUAUUUCGCUAGAAGUUUGUUAUUUACGUAAAUAUACUAAGGAAAUUAGAGAGGAAAUGGUGUGUUUCUUAUAGAAAUUUCCAAGCUCAAAUCUUAGUGCCAACGGAUUAAGUGUAGGGGUGGGCAACGCGAUGGGAUUGGGUACCCGUCCCAUGAAACAAAUACUCAGUCUCAUUUGAAGAUAAAAUUUCAUUCCAUAUCCCGUCUCGUACGAAUUAACGGGUACCUGCAGGUUACCCAUAAAUUAGGAUAGUUUUUGUUACUUUGGCAUUUUUUUCGAUAUUUCAAUCUCCCUGCUGGUUGAAUCAGAUCCGAAGCAGCUGCAGCUGCCGCAAGGGCCGCGCAAUUGGGGCAUUCUAUACCCAAAAAUGAGUAUCACUUCGAAUUACCCCUCUCUCUCUCUCUCUCUCUCAGACCAACUACCCUGAAAUCAAAUUAGGGGAUUGAUAUGGUGAUAUUCUGUUAUGUGGAGUCAAUUUUUGCCCGGUGAUGUAAUAAUAGAAUGAAAUAAUACGCGUAAUUAAUAUCUAAUUAGCAAUUAUGAAUGAGCGGGUAGUGCGGGCACCCGUAAUCCUCAAAAGGGUUUAACGGGUAACCCGCGGGUACCCAUUAGAGAAUAUCUUGAUCCCAUUUCCCAUUCCGUAAAACAAAUUAUGGAUAUUUGAGUACCAUAAUCCUAAAACGGAAUGGGUAUGGGUAUACCCAAAUAUCCAUUUCCCGUUGCCCACCCCUAAUUAAGCUAAGAAACCAUUGAAGAAUAAAUUGUAAGAGAAUUGGGGGAAAAUUGGCAAUACAACAGACUGUGAGAGGGUGGGGGGAGUAAGAGGAAAACUUCCGUCAACUCUACUCAACGUUCGAGACUUCGUUCCGUCGUGGUGAUUGACGUGGCAGCGGACAUGCUGCCAUGCUGGAACGAGAAUGGCUGCACUUCCAAUAAAUUCGGAUGGUACAGAACUCUAAAACUGUGGUUAGGUACUUGAUAUCUUCAAAGCUGGAUAUUUGGUCCCCCACAUUAAAUUAAAUGUCAACAGUCUUUUUGGUUAUGGUCAGUCGGCCGGUUUUGGUUUAACCGAAAACCGAUUUCUUGGUUAUCGGCUAAACCAAGCCACCACCUCCCGCUGCCGACCACCGACCGUGAGGGACACUGCGGUAAGCCGACCACUGACCGAUCGGUUAUUGGUUUUGAUUCGGUUAGUCGCAUAUCCGAAAAACACUCCCUAAUCUCCAAAAAAAUAAAUCAAUAAACCCAAAAAUCCUUCCACCACUUAUUCCUUAUAUCCUCCAUCCUUCUCUCUCCUUUCUUUUUCCAUUCAAACCGUCCACCACCACUCCUUCCGUCUCUCUCCUUCCUUCUAAAUUCUAAUAAACUUACAUAAUAUGAGUCAGCACUCAAGGAGCAGCCGAGCAGGAGGGCUUGUCGCCGGCGAAGGAGGGAGGAGCGACUUUUCGCGAAGCCGUCGGACGGAGGCGGAGGAAGACGGCGUUCGCGCGGCGUGGCGGCGAUUGAAGGCGGCAGGAGACGGCAGGCGGCGCGACGGGUGGAGGCCUGGAGGGAUAGCGUGUCGCGCGAUUGGAGGCUGCCUGCGUGUCGCGACCGUUGGAGGCGGAGGGAUACGGCGGGGUGGCUGGAGGAGGGGGCGGCGAGGGUGGUCGGUGAACUGGUGAAGGGCGGCGACGACGAGGGUGGCCGUGGGCCGUGGCUGCGCGAGAAAGGGGUGCAAUGGGGAGUUGCUGCCUGGCUGGAGAGUGGGGAGAGGGGAAUGGUAUCUGGGAUUAGGGUUUGGGGGGCUGGGGUACGUUUUGGGUGGGGUUGGAGCGGGGUCGUUUUGGGCGAGGUCGUGGGGUCGUUUUGGGCAGGGUCGUUUUGGGCGAGGAUGCAGGGUCGUUUUAGAAAGUGGGAGAGAUUGGUUAGCCGGUUAACCGUUGAUUUUCGACCACGGUUAAUCGGCUAGCCGAGCCUCUUCCCCCUCUCCUUCGACGAUCGACCGCCGACACUUAGUGACAGUUUUCGGUUAGCCGAAAACCGGUCAGUUCGAUCGCCCGAAAAUCGAUCGGUUCGGUCAAAACCGUCUAAUUAACUGCUAAUCGAAAACCGUUCUGCCAUCCCUAGUUCUAAGUAGUCAAUCCUAUAUAUACACCAAUGUAUAUUGGAAUUGAUAAAAAAAAGUUUUGAAAUUUUAGGUGAGUCAAAUAUGACUGGCUGUGCCCGCCACACAUAUAUAAGUAACAUAAGAUAUCUUAAAAAAAUUGAAACGCUUUAGAUUUCAACCCCUCCAUGUCAUCAUUCCAUAUAUAGACUAUAGUCGCCAAAAUAACAGGUUGACUAAGUAGUUGUGCUUAUAAAUAAAGUGGGAUCUUCACAUGUUAAUCGUUAGGAUAAUACCUGAAACAAUUGCCAAUUGGUAUAUGCAUUACUAUCUCAUUAAAUGGUCUUUCUCAAAGAAGUUGUUUCUGUAGAACUAUUCGAACUAUGUAGUCAAUAUCAAUGUGUAACGUAAGAUGCAGCCAGAAAUAUUGUCACUUCUUCUAGGUUUAUGAACUAUCCUUGUAUAGUGAAUAUCAUAAUAAUAGUAUUAGCUAGUUUGCAACUUAAGUAUUAUCAUUAUGAAGUAAUAUAUACUACAUGACCUAACGGGUGCUCUUACAAUAUUUAGAUGGCAGUCUCUAUGUUGUUUAAUAUAGCUGAUCAGUUUGGUCACAUUAGUUUAUAAACCAUGUACAAACUCUUUGUUGUAUUUUCUUCAUUGCGAAACUAUUUACACCUAGAUUGAUUAGCAUUCUGUUGACUCUGGGUGCUAUGGAGGACUCUGAGAUGAUUUGGUUUUAGGCUUCCGAAUGCUUUCCAUAAAUUAGUCUGAGAUAGAUUAUAAACUUUUAUGUUACUUUGUGGUGUAUAUCAAAGUGAUUUUUCAACAAUAUCAUCCAUCGUUGCAUUGCUUUAUAGUGAGCACGUUUGAUUUCAGAUUUCUCAUAAUAACUAUUUCAUUUCAAUUUUCACCCUAAAAUGCUUCUUGUUCAUUAAAAUUGAUUUUUUACUUAUGAAUUACGAUCUCUCACACUUUGUUGAUAUGAGAUUUGAGUAACGUAUUACAAUCUAUAAACGUAGGGGGAAAACAUAUAUACAUCAAUUGCGGCCAAGAGCCGUUGUAAUAAUAGCGAAUGAUGUAGACGGAUGGCUAUUUUUGACCAUGCUGUAACAUGUCGCGAGGGAAAGGUUUUUUGGCCCUUUGCUUUCACUGGUGGGUUACGUGUGUACACUGUAGUGGGCGUUGCGUUGGCCCAUCCCACGGCCCAUAUUUCAGUUGCUAUUUAAGUCUUCAUAAUACAAUUGCUUUCCUGCAAACAAUUCAACUUUACUACAAAGUACAGACAAACUCAAACGAAUCUUUUACACUAAACGCAGACAUAAUAAUAAUAAUGCGGUUCCGGGUUGUUCAUCUCUGCAAAAAGCUGCUACAACCAGGAAAGGAAUAGUUGGAACUUGAAUAAGGGGGAAAAAAAGAGUGAUUACGCUAUCUUUUUAACAUCGAUGAAAAUCGAGACUAAUAAGCAAGAAUUGAAAGGUAGUAUUGUAUGGUGUUUCAAUCAGAAAAAUCUCAAAUUAAAGAUUAAAUUGGUAGGCGAGUUAAACCACAAAUUUUACAUAAUAUAUGUUAUCACGGAUUUUUAUUGUAUAACCUUUUACAAUUUUGACUAAUAAUGCAUUAUUCAAACAGUCGAAGCUUACUGCGUUUCUAAGCCACAAAGACGAUCAUCAUUAUGAACACUUCAUAGCUCAUACCUAUUAACUUUAAAAACGAGAAAAAAAAAAUUCAUAGCUAAUUGAUUCACAAGAUGUUUUCUUAACCAAAUACCAUUAUAUAUGUCAAGAAAAUAAUUGGGAGAUUGUUACCCAAACAAGAUAACACAACUUGAUAAUGAAGAACGAGAUUGUUAUACCGAUUAGAUCACUGAAGUGUGUACCAAUUCUUAUUCGGGUUUAGUUCGGGCAACAUUGGUUUUCUUAUACCGGAGAAGACUGACAGCAAGUCAUCGGAAUCCAAAAAUGUUUCUUUAAGAAAAUAAUCCAACGAGAGACAAAUGUCAACUUCCUUUUCAUUCACCAAUCUCUCCAAUUUGGCCUUCACGUGCCUCCCUCUUCUCUUCUCUUCUCACAGCCCAAAGCCCAGCCACUGCCAGACCGAAGCCCCAAGCUCUCCACUUCCCUCCUCUCGACGAGCUUCUCCUUUUCCCCAGACACCGCCAUGAAAACCAGACGAAAACGACCCACAUUCUUCCCUCAAACCUCCUCCCGUACCUAAAUUCCCCAACCCCCACACUCUCAACGGAUCCCCCCCCAUUUUUAGCCAGAAUUCCCAAAAAUCGCAAGAAACAAGAUGGCGCAGAUGUGCUAUGUGGGUAAAGCUACCAAGAUCUUCAUCUUCAUUGUCGCCGUCGCGGUGGUCGCCGGCCUCAUCCUGGCUUUCGGCCUCUUCCGCCGCGGCGCCUCCCACCAAUCCCGCCGCCAAUGCUCCCCUGAAGACGAAUCCUGCUACUCUCCCCCUGCCCCCGCCGCCGUCUUCGCCAAUCCCAAUCCGUCUACUCCCUCAUCCCCCGGUAGUAGUUCCAGUCCC